CGAACUGCUAACCCAGUGCAGAGAGUGGUAGGUCCUCAUGGAGGCACGAAUUUACGACUCAUCGCUUGCUGUAUCCCUAUCCGACCGGACCCCACUCUUGCAAAGGCAUGGAGAGGUCUAUGAUCAGAAGGCCGAGGCGGCGCCCUUGAAAUAUGGUCGUAUCUCCAAGGCUGCGGACACUCUCCAGAGAGCGUUUGCUAACGAUCCCAUCAUGAUCUACUAUGGGUCGGUCGACACCGCGCCAUUCUUCCACGCGCGCUGGAAGCUCAGGCACAACGUCACAUUGCUGGACGCAGUACACCAAAAGCGGGUGCUCACCGUGAACCAAGGGGACGCUGUUCUGGAGUACGGCAUCCCUGGAAACAAUACGCCCAGCACAGGGUAUAAGCUCUUCCAUAAGCUGUUAGAGAGUUUCGACACUCCCGAGCUCAAAAGGAGGAAGGCCGAAUUCCGUGGCAAGGUUAUGGAGUUUGUUAAAGACGCGUUUGGUGAGCAGGUCAACGACAUGUACGACCUACAAAUGUUGGCGACCGCUCCCGAAGCACAAGGGCGGGGCUACGGUUCGGCGCUGGUCAACGCUGUCACGGAUAUGGCAGACGCCGAAGGUCGAGACACAUGGGUCAUCACGGUCAACGCCUCCGGAUUCUACCAGCACCUUGGUUUCCAGAUCGUCCGUAAAGGCGUCCUGGGAGAUGACAACCCAAGUUGGGAGGGCAAGCCCGUCCCGGUCUUCGUGCUGCGAAAACGUGCCAGUAAGGCGAGGGUUGCGCCCAGGGAUGGCAUGACGGAGAAGUCCUAGAACGCUUGAAGGCUGGUUAGUUGACAAGUGGUCUGAAAGAAGAUUGAAUGGCAUCAUUGU
Trametes versicolor FP-101664 SS1 is the source of this 859-nucleotide messenger RNA. RefSeq lists its product as uncharacterized. The record is from RefSeq and is a predicted model, not a curated record. Gene Ontology annotation, molecular function: acyltransferase activity, transferring groups other than amino-acyl groups. The coding region runs from base 38 to 799 and encodes 253 amino acids. The transcript has 7 exons. NCBI's taxonomy places the organism in Eukaryota, Fungi, Basidiomycota, Agaricomycetes, Polyporales, Polyporaceae.